Galleria mellonella (greater wax moth) is the source of this 2133-nucleotide messenger RNA. RefSeq lists its product as uncharacterized. The record is from RefSeq and is a predicted model, not a curated record. The transcript has 2 exons. The coding region runs from base 228 to 1193 and encodes 321 amino acids. NCBI's taxonomy places the organism in Eukaryota, Metazoa, Arthropoda, Insecta, Lepidoptera, Pyralidae.
AAACGAUAAAAUAGCAAUAUAGAUUACUCCUUUUAUUUACAUCGGAAAUUGAAUUACAUAUUGUUUUGAAUCUGAAUACUUCACGAGUAUUUCUAAACUUGUAUACCACGUUUUAAAUCUACAAAAACUAGUUUAAUCGGUACAUUUGGAAAAUAAUGAUUCUAAUAAUACUCUAUCAAGUGUGACUCAAUAAGCGUUGAAAUUAAGUAUAAAUUAGAGAUGACACGAUGAAAAAGGUACUGAAUAUUCCAAUUAUUUGCAUCUUAUUACAAGGCAGUCUAACACAGUUUUUUAACUAUCAGCCAUUUUGGCAAAAUAGAUUAAUGCAAAGAGAUUAUCAAUGGUAUGACAAUUAUUACGUUCCAAAUAAGGAAUUAACUCAUAAAGAAUAUAAACGAAGAAAUGUAGACAUUUCAAAAGAUUAUAUUGAUGAUUUCAAUUACAGAGAACAGUGUAAAUGUUUUUGUAGUAAAUGCAACGGCCACAAUAAAUGUUGCAAAUCUUAUUGCAGAAAUUGCCAACGCACGGUCGCUCCUCAGUCGAAUCUAAUUCUAUUUCCUUACCCCGUGCCAGUAAUUGUAACUGAUAAUUUAUUAAAUAUUAUUACUACCACUGCUAUAACUACAGAAACAAAGAAACUAGAAAACGCUACUGCAACUUCUGCAUCAGUAAGAAAACUUCUUAAACCUUCUUCAUCGACAACAACAACAGAGAAGCUAUCAACUGUAACCAAUAUAAAAAUAAAUGAGACAUCAUCGUUAAAUAUUUACACUACAAUAAAUGAGGAUAUUUUGCCGCUAAAAACAAACGAUAGAGAAAAAGCUAUCUUCACAAAGUCUAUAUGUCCUGCAUGGGAAAACAAGGAUUAUUAUACUUCACUAGAAAUGGACAACUUUAAGAAAACAACUAAAAAGAAAUUUAAAACUAUUAAAUGUGUGACAAGCGGUAAAUGUUUGGACGUUAAAUCAGGAAAGAUUAGAAACAAAGUAACACCAAAAGACUAUUACACGUUUGUAAAUAGACCUACGAUUGGAUUAUCGCAAUAUAGAGCGAAAAAAUAUAGUGCGAAACCAUUGGGACGUCGCACUGCAUCUGACUGGGUACCCAAGUAUGGAAUUGUACCCAUUCCUGACAAUUUGGCCAUAAAUUUUAUGUCCCAACUGAAAGCUUUUGGAAAACGAGAAGUUUUAUAAACUUAUACAUUAAAACAUUAAUGUUCCGUUCGAUUUUAGUUUUAAAUGGAAGUUAUACAUUUGUGGGCGAAACACGUAACCUACCUGAUUGAAUAUAACAACAGUUAUUUACCACUUAAGUAUUUGUUUAUCAUAUUAUAAUAUUAAUUUAUAUUUAUUUAAGAAAAUGGAAAAUUUCACAAUCGUUCAUGACACUGACACAAUUUCCAAGAAUGUCACUGACACUUCACUUAUCCUUGAAAUAUCACAAUUAUGUAAAUUAGGUAUAUGAUUAUCGAUUUAACAAUGUUUAGACAAUGACCAACGACACAUUCAGCGUGGCUUGACCUUUCAGAAGGCGGCGAGACUGCGCGCGAGUCGUGCGGGGUCACCAACGAUGUAUUUUUAGAGUUGAAAGUUCAAAAUACGUCGGUUAUUCACGCGCUGCGCGUCUCUCUUCCGCCGGUGUAAAAUCGAAUUUCAAUCAAUAGAACAGAAAUUAAUUUGCAAUUAAGAACAACUAAAUCCGUGUAGGUACCACUGUUACUAAUCCUAUCAAACAUUCUAUAUCUUGCUAUCUAAUAAACAGUAGGUAAAAGGCCUAUGACUAACGGGCAUCUUUAUCAAUUGUUCACAGCCAAAAUAAUCUCAAUAUCUACUUAGAUUUAUACUUAAACUCCAUUAAUAAUAAACCAAAUAAGAAUUUCAUUGAUUAAAUCCGGUAAGAAGUUAAUCUUCAAUUUCUAAGAAAACGACUAAAAUUUCAGGCUCUAUUCUCAAUCCGUGGAAAAUUCAAAUUGCCUAAUUACUUUACUAUCACUGGGUAAUCCUUCGGGACCGCAGAUGUCCUUAAUCUAUGACAUAGCAACCAACUAAUUAUAUUUAAUAAUUGUAAAACAAUGAGACCUAGAGAAUGAAAUAAUAUAAAUGUAGUUAAAGCCCAUGAUAUUAUAAUGAAACG